Messenger RNA from Ambispora gerdemannii, 978 nucleotides. Lineage: Eukaryota; Fungi; Glomeromycota; Glomeromycetes; Archaeosporales; Ambisporaceae. The record is from the annotation of a GenBank genome assembly.
AUGGGCUUUUACUAUGCCGCAUUAAGACGCGUUCUUUUUGCUGCAGCACAACCUCGAGUCUCAAUAAUAAAUAGUAUACCAAGACCUUCAAAAAGUCAUUUACUUAGCCAAGAGACGCAAGUUUGUUAUUAUCCAUUAGUUGCGAAAAUUGGAUGCUUAAUACAACUGAAGUAUCAAACACGCUCAUUCGCGUCAAAAAAGAAACAAGGAAAAGGAGGGAAAAAGGGGAAAAAAGGGCACGAAAGCAGUGAUAGUGAUGACGAUUACGAAGAGGAAGAGGAGGAAAAAGAGACUUCUGACGUCGUAAAAGAUAAAAAAGCAAAAAGAGAGAAAGCUAAAGAAUCCAAAAAAAGCGUGGCUUCAUCAACUCCAGCUAAAACAACAACAGCAACAGCAACGAAAGAAAAAACAAAAACCGGUACAAAUGGUGACGAUAAUAAUGAAGGAAAAUUGGAUUUAAGUAAAUUGGAAAUCAAAAUGAAUGGUAUAGUGGAUCGACUAAAAAAAGAGUAUAGUACAAUGAGAUUAGGACGUGCAAAUCCUGCUAUCCUUGAUCCUGUGACUGUUCCUUAUGAAGGUGGUCAUGCACCGUUAAAAGAUAUUGCGCAAGUGACCAUAAAGGAUCCACAAAAUUUGAUGGUGAAUGUUCACGAUGAAGAGUUAAUAGAAGAUGUCCAAAAAGCAAUUCUAGCCGCGAAUCUCAAUUUAACUCCAAUACUAGACGGAAAAGGAAUUACGACGGAAUAUCGGGAGGAAAUGGUAAAAGUCGCGUCAAAAAUCGCCGAGAAUUCAAAGAUUAAAUUACGAAGUAUAAGACAAGAUGGGUUUAAAGAUUUGAAGAAUGAUACACGGCAAAAGUAUUUUACCAUGGAUGAAUCCGCGAAAAUGGAAAAGAAGGUUCAAGCAAUUGUCGAUAAAACUUCUAAAACCAUCGAUGAAGUAUUGAAAGCAAAAACCAAAGAAAUAUCUGGAAUAUAG